GGUAUAUGAACGACAUAUAAAGCCACCCAGAAUAGCCUUGUAUAUUGAUCUAGUUAAUUAUACCCGAUAGGCCGCCAUGGAUGUUUCGCAAGUUCUUCACAUGAAUGGAGGAGAAGGAGAAAUCAGCUACUACAAUAACUCAUCAUAUCAAAAGAAAGGCAUAUUGACAGCCAAGCCAAUAUUAGAAGAAAGCAUAGCAGAGCUAUGUAGCAAAAGCUUGCCAGAGUGUAUAACAAUGGCAGAAAUGGGAUGCUCUUCAGGACCAAAUACACUAUUGCCACUUUGGGGAGUUAUAGAAACAAUAGACUCUACUUGUAGUAAAUUGAAUAAAAAACCACCCAGUUUGCAGGUUUUCUUAAAUGAUAUUCCAGGAAAUGAUUUUAACACCAUUUUCAGGUCUAUUGUGCCUAUUUUUGAACAGAAGCUGAAGAAAGAGAAAGGAAGCAAGUUUGAGGCUUGUUUUAUCGCAGCAAUGGCAGGCAGUUUCUACGGAAGGCUAUUUCCUCUACGUUCUUUGCACUUUGUUCAUUCUUCCUACAGCGUCCACUGGCUUUCUCAGGUACCUAAAGGACUUAUGAGUGAAAGUGGGAAUCCAUUAAACAAAAGCAAUAUUUGCAUAGCAAAAACAGGCUCUCUAACUGUACAAAAAGCAUAUGUGCAGCAAUUCGAAGAGGACUUUACAACAUUUUUAGGAUCACGUGCAGUAGAGAUUGUUGUGCGAGGCAAUAUGGUCCUAACCUUCCUUGGAAAGAGUAACAAGAAUCCUUGUUACAAAUAUGGUUGUGAAAUUUACCAAUUAUUAGGAAUGUCACUUUAUGAUAUGCUUCAAGAGGGACUAAUUGAAGAAUCAGCAUUAGACUCCUUCAAUAUCCCAUUUUAUUCUCCUUCUCCGGAAGAAGUAAGGCAUUUGAUUGAAAGGGAAGGUUCCUUCACCAUUAAAAGGCUGGAAGAAUUCGAGCUAAGUUGGGAUGCUAAUAUUGAAGAUGGUAACAAUGAUUUGGUGUUUGAUAAAUGGGAGAGAGGGAAGUACGUAGCAAACUACAUAAGGGCCGUAACAGAAUCCAUGCUAGCAAGUCAUUUUGGAAAUGAAAUUAUGGAUUAUUUAUUUAAUAGAUUGUCCUUCAAGUAUGUUGACUAUUUAGAAAAGGGGAUUGCUUUGUUUAAUAAUUUGGUCAUUUCAAUGGUUAGGAAAUAAAAAUGUUCCAUCUCA
Molecule: messenger RNA, 1210 nt
Organism: Jatropha curcas
Lineage: Eukaryota; Viridiplantae; Streptophyta; Magnoliopsida; Malpighiales; Euphorbiaceae
Product: putative jasmonic acid carboxyl methyltransferase 2
Molecular function (GO): methyltransferase activity
Source: RefSeq, a predicted model, not a curated record